This is a messenger RNA of Penicillium taxi, 945 nucleotides long. RefSeq lists its product as uncharacterized. The coding region runs from base 1 to 945 and encodes 314 amino acids. The record is from RefSeq and is a predicted model, not a curated record. The transcript has a single exon. Lineage: Eukaryota; Fungi; Ascomycota; Eurotiomycetes; Eurotiales; Aspergillaceae.
AUGGCUUUGCUCUUGAUCUGGUCUACUGACGUCACUUCUCUGCCGACAGAAGUCCAGACCAUCCAGACCAAUAUCGAUCUCAUCAAGCGAUACUCUUCUUCUGAUUCUCAGUAUCCAGACCUCGAGAAACGACGUGGUGGUGGUGGCGGUGGUCGUGGAAGUUCCAGCAGCAGUGGAGGUAGCAGUGGAGGACGUUCCGGUAGCUCUUCUGGAAGCUCUUCUGGAUCGAGUGGCUCAAGUCGAGGUGGCUCAAGUGGCAGCUCUUCCAGUAGCUCUUCCGGAUCCAGUGGUUCAAGUCGAGGUGGCUCAAGUGGAUCAUCAUCCGGCAGCGUCUCUACACCCAAGUACGGUGGUGGAAGGUAUGAAGACAAUUAUCUCGGCUACACCAACCCCAGUUCCAGGAAUGGAAUUUCUGGUGGUGUAAAAGCCGACAGAUACUCCGUUAGUCAAUCAAUUUCUCACCCUGGCAGCAGAUAUUAUGCAGGCGGUUCCACAAGCUCCUACAGAUCAGGAUUGAAAUCACCUCUCGGCCUCACUCCUUUCUUACUUCCAGUCGUAGCACUUGGUUUCUUCCCCGGCCUGUGGCUUUACUCGGCCUAUGCAUAUCCCUAUAAUCAUCCUUAUUACUAUUACAACGAUGCUACACAAAAGAACGAAUCAUACCCGGUGACUUGUCUGUGCGAAGAGUAUCAGGAGUGCAGUUGUGACGACAACAACAACAGCACAUACUACGACUCUCUCUUCAACGGCACUAGGCCCCAAAACACAAGCAAUGUGCGCGUGGUCCACGUGAAUGGCACCGAGAAUAUCUAUAUCAACGGAACUUUGGACAAUACCACUGACACAUCGAAGUCAACUUCAUCCGGAGUACAGUCGCUUUUGUUGAAUGCUAGUGGAUACUGGCUGACUGUGUUUGUGGUUUGUGUUGCUGUGUGGGGACUUUAA